AUGUUUUUUAUCAAGGAUCUAUCGCUGAAUGUCACUCUGCAUCCUUCUUUCUUUGGUCCACGAAUGAAGCAGUACAUCAAGACUAAGCUGCUACAAGAAGUGGAAGGUUCCUGUACAGGUAAGUUCGGUUACAUUUUGUGUGUGCUGGACUAUGACAAUAUAGAGAUUGAGCGUGGUAGAAUAUUACCUACUGAUGGGUCAGCAGAGUUUAACGUAAAGUACCGUGCCGUCGUUUUCAAGCCAUUCAAAGGUGAAGUAGUAGAUGGUACCGUGGUGUCAUGUUCACAACACGGGUUUGAAGUACAGGUAGGGCCAAUGAAGGUGUUUGUCACAAAGCAUUUAAUGCCACAGGACUUAACUUUUAACGCUGGUUCAAAUCCACCAUCAUACCAAAGUUCGGAAGAUAUCAUCACCAUAAAGUCAAGAAUUAGAGUGAAAAUUGAAGGUUGUAUCAGUCAGGUUAGCUCCAUUCACGCAAUUGGUAGUAUUAAGGAAGAUUAUCUAGGUGCAAUCUGA
Nakaseomyces glabratus is the source of this 516-nucleotide messenger RNA. It is a transcript of the gene RPB7, whose product is annotated as DNA-directed RNA polymerase II subunit RPB7. The record is from RefSeq and is a predicted model, not a curated record. NCBI's taxonomy places the organism in Eukaryota, Fungi, Ascomycota, Saccharomycetes, Saccharomycetales, Saccharomycetaceae. Gene Ontology annotation, cellular component: P-body; RNA polymerase II, core complex. Gene Ontology annotation, biological process: positive regulation of translational initiation; DNA-templated transcription; transcription initiation at RNA polymerase II promoter. Gene Ontology annotation, molecular function: single-stranded RNA binding; single-stranded DNA binding; translation initiation factor binding.